This is a messenger RNA of Athene cunicularia (burrowing owl), 8621 nucleotides long. RefSeq names its product chloride voltage-gated channel 6 (gene CLCN6). The coding region runs from base 174 to 2765 and encodes 863 amino acids. The record is from RefSeq and is a predicted model, not a curated record. Gene Ontology annotation, cellular component: intracellular membrane-bounded organelle; lysosomal membrane. Gene Ontology annotation, molecular function: voltage-gated chloride channel activity. The transcript has 22 exons. Gene Ontology annotation, biological process: transmembrane transport; chloride transport. Lineage: Eukaryota; Metazoa; Chordata; Aves; Strigiformes; Strigidae.
GCUAUGCUGUGGGCAGCUCCCCUAUAGAAGUAACAUAGUGUGUUCUUGCUGAGGGGCAAGGUAAGACCCUAUACAGUUACCCACAGCAAAUGGUAGUCUGGUAAUCCAUGCUCUGACUUUCUAAGCAAUAGUGACAUAGGCCUUCCCUCAUUUUUCCUUUGCCACCAGUGUUCAUGAGCACCUGUACAUGCAUUCAUUCCCCUGAUGAUUUUACUUUCCCACAUUUGUUUGUUUUGCAGACAAUCCUAGGAGAAACUCACGAAGAGGAGGAUGAGAUACUUCCACGCAAAGACUAUGAGAGCUUGGAUUAUGAUCGCUGUAUCAAUGACCCAUACUUGGAAGUUUUGGAGAGCAUGGACAACAAGAAAGCCCAGAGGUAUGAAGCAGUGAAGUGGGUGAUGGUUUUUGCUAUUGGAGUCUGCACAGGACUGGUGGGCCUCUUUGUGGAUUUUUUUGUACGGCUAUUUACCCAGCUCAAGUUCCGGGUAGUACAAAGCUCGGUGGAAGAAUGCACUGAGAAAGGCUGUCUUGCAUUGUCCUUGCUGGAACUGCUGGGGUUCAACCUGACCUUUGUCUUUCUUGCCAGUCUUCUAGUCCUGAUCCAACCUGUAGCAGCUGGAUCGGGAAUUCCUGAAAUUAAGUGCUACCUCAAUGGGGUAAAGGUUCCAGGGGUUGUGCGUCUGCGUACAGUGGUGUGCAAAGCCGUGGGAGUGCUCUUCAGUGUGGCAGGAGGUCUUUUUGUCGGGAAGGAGGGUCCAAUGAUUCACAGUGGUGCUGUUGUGGGUGCGGGUUUGCCACAGUUCCAGAGCAUCUCUUUGAGGAAGAUCCAAUUUAACUUUCCCCAUUUCCGCAGUGACAGGGAUAAAAGGGAUUUUGUAUCUGCUGGAGCUGCUGCAGGGGUUGCAGCUGCCUUUGGAGCCCCAAUUGGGGGUACUCUUUUCAGCUUGGAAGAAGGUUCCUCUUUCUGGAACCAGGGACUUACAUGGAAAGUGCUUUUCUGUUCUAUGGCUGCCACCUUCACCCUGAAUUUUUUCCGCUCUGGGAUUCAGUUUGGAAGUUGGGGGUCUUUCCAGCUCCCUGGGCUGCUGAACUUUGGGGAGUUCAAGUGCUCUGAGUCUGAUAAGAAAUGCCACCUCUGGACAGCUGUGGACUUGGGCUUCUUCAUUCUGAUGGGGAUUGUAGGAGGCCUUCUCGGAGCCACCUUCAACUGCCUGAACAAGAGACUUGCAAAGUACCGCAUGCGGAAUGUGCAUCCCAAGCCAAAGCUGGUCAGAGUCUUGGAGAGCCUGCUGGUGUCAUUGACUACCACGGUUGUGGUCUUUGUAGCCUCCAUGGUUCUGGGGGAAUGUCGGCAGAUGUCUUCCAACAGUCAUAGUGGCAACGACACUCUCGGCCUGCAGGGUAUGUCAGAGGAUGUGAAUUCAAGUGUCAAAACUUUUUUCUGCCCAAAUGAAACCUACAACGACAUGGCCACACUCUUCUUCAACCCUCAGGAGUCAGCUAUCUUGCAGCUCUUUCACCAGGAUGGUACUUUCAGCCCAGUCACACUGUCCUUGUUCUUCCUUCUCUAUUUCUUACUCUCCUGCUGGACAUACGGGAUCUCUGUGCCCAGUGGUCUUUUUGUACCAUCACUGCUUUGUGGGGCUGCCUUCGGACGCCUGGUCGCCAACCUCCUCAAAAGCUACAUUGGCCUGGAUCACAUCUACUCGGGAACCUUUGCCCUCAUCGGGGCAGCAGCAUUCCUGGGAGGAGUGGUCCGCAUGACAAUUAGCCUGACUGUCAUCCUAAUUGAAUCCACCAAUGAGAUCACCUAUGGGCUCCCAAUAAUGAUCACCCUCAUGGUAGCCAAAUGGACAGGAGACUUUUUCAACAAAGGCAUUUAUGACAUCCACGUGAACUUGCGAGGAGUGCCUCUUCUGGAGUGGGAAACAGAAGUGGAAAUGGAUAAACUACGAGCUAGUGACAUCAUGGAACCCAACUUGACAUACGUCUACCCUCACACCAGGAUCCAGUCCCUUGUUAGCAUCUUGCGCACAACUGUCCAUCAUGCCUUCCCUGUAGUGACUGAGAAUCGGGGCAACGAGAGGGAGUUCAUGAAGGGAAAUCAACUGAUAAGUAACAACAUCAAAUUCAAGAAAUCUAGCAUCCUGACCAGAGCUGGAGAGCAGCGCAAGCGCAGUCAGUCUAUGAAAUCCUACCCUUCGAGUGAAUUGCGUAACAUGUGCGAUGAGCACGUAGCAACGGAGGAGCCACCAGAAAAGGAGGAUCUGCUGCAACAGAUGCUAGAGAGAAGAUAUACUCCCUACCCCAACCUGUAUCCUGACCAGUCUCCCAGUGAAGAGUGGACUAUGGAGGAACGCUUCAGACCUUUGACUUUCCAUGGCUUGAUCUUACGCUCACAGCUGGUCACCCUCCUUGUCAGGGGUGUUUGUUACUCUGAGAGCCAGUCGAGUGCAAGUCAGCCUCGUCUGUCCCAUGCAGAGAUGUCAGAGGAUUACCCCCGCUAUCCAGAUAUCCAUGACCUGGACCUCACAUUGCUGAACCCUCGCAUGAUAGUGGAUGUCACCCCAUACAUGAACCCAUCACCCUUUGCUGUUUCUCCAAAUACUCAUGUGUCACAAGUCUUCAACCUGUUUAGGACGAUGGGACUCAGACAUUUACCAGUUGUGAAUGCAGUUGGAGAGAUUGUUGGGAUAAUCACUCGGCACAACCUGACCCAUGAAUUUCUGCAGGCAAGACUGAGACAACACUAUCAGACCAUUUGAUGCCCCUGCCCACCCUGCCUCACUCUCAGUGUGGCUGCCUCCCUCUUCCAAGCCUGCACACACGCUCGCAUUCUGCUUGGACCCCACAAGGCCCAAGACUUGCCGUUUGGCUUCUCACAUGCAUAUCAAGCCUGGGGAGUUGGAGAACAUCUUGCUAGCCAGAGAAUUAGAGGAGCUGCCUGAGCCCAGAGCUGUUGAUUGGUCUCAGGCACUUGGUUUGACCACUCUUGAUCCAGGUUUUUUCUUUUCCUGUGCCCCAGUUAUCUCCUUUCAUCAGAUGUCCUGACACUGUAUGUUCUGCUAUUUUGGUUUGAUUUGGAUUUUUGUUUAAGGGUUGGAAAAAAGAACCAUCUAGCUCCAGUGUGUCCUGUGCAGAGAACUGCAGCACCUUUUCCUUGUCCUCCUGUAUGUCUCCCUUUUCCUCCCUUGUUCCUGCAACUGUUGCCUUACUUGUGUGGGAAGGGGGUUGCUGUCAAGGCUGAGAGGAGAUACUGAAGUUUGAAGUUACCAAAUAGCUGCUCUGGAAGAUGACUUUUCUCAAAAGCAGUAUUAAAAAACCCAACUCUUUGGAAAUACACCUCUUUUGCCAGUACUUCCAGUUGCCCAUGUUUUUUCCACUCUGGCUUCAUUUGUUCCUAAUUUCUGCUCUUCUUUCAUGAGGAAGCAUCCCUGCUGCGAUGUUUUUGAGAGCUGCUCAGUAGAUGAGGAGUUCAAAACAGUUCAAUUCCAGUUACUGCUUGGGAUUAUAAAUAUUUAAUAGGCUUGCAGAGCAUCUCAGAGGAGGGAGAUCUCUUUUUCCUGUUAGCUGUUGUUAUUAUCGCCCUGUAAGAGGCUAUUCUAAGGCCUUUUGUGGCACUCCACUUCGUCACUACCCUGACACUUCAUUUCUUGGCACUUGUAGGCACUAACUCCUUGUACUGAUCCAACAGUGAGAGCCUGGGAUACCUUUCCAGCUAGGGUUAGAGACCAGGAAACUCCAUGUCCUCAGAGCAUGGUGAAGUGUUGCUUUCUGGAGGCAGGUAGAACUGAUGUCCUGUCUCUGGUCUUGGUUGAAUUAUCUCUGUGUUAUGUGAGUUGCUGGUGUAACUUCAGGCUGCCAUACAGGAGAGAUACUUGGUGCUGCUGUCUAACAGGCAGGAUCUGCUGCAGGAUGAUAAGUGGGACUGUCUGUGCUCUAAAAAUGCUUGGGAUAAUGUUUGCAACUGCAACAGCCGAAUAUCUGUAAGGGUAAAAUCAGCACUUGGAAGCCAGUUGCAGCCAGUUUACUGCUUUAGCAGGUACCAUCCUGGCCAGCACCUGUAUUGUUCCAGCGGGCACCUGCCCUCCUGAGUUUUGCAUACAGAUAACCCUCAGUGGGAAGCCAGCAUUGUGCCUCCAGGGGCUGGAGAGCUGAUUGGCUUGAUAAAGCACAGAGCAUUCUCUCAGCCAAGAGACUGGGCCAAAUAACAUGGGGAAUGUAUCUCAGAAAAACUUCUACAAAGCCUCGGAGUGCUGCAGUUAACCUGUUGUCUGCUGUAAGGAGCUAGCUAGAUGAAAGUUGUGGCAGAAGGAAGUCAGACAUUAUUGUAUGUUUUGACUUCAGGAACUCAUCUAUGCUGAAGAUUUUUCUGACUACGCCUGAAGAAGUUGUGCCCUUUCCUUCCAUGUGUCAAAACACUAAAUUUGUUAAAACAGCCUAUUUGACUGACUUUGUGGAAACUGAUUGUUCCAGGGCACUUCUCUGAAAACUGCUGGCUGCUGAGCCCUACUACAGUUAGGGUUAGGAGGAGGUUUUGUGCCCAGGUAAACCAUGGUCUUGAUUUAAGGCUCUUUAAGUCACUGCAACUCUUAGAUGUUAGUGGUGUCUUUGCAGUUCAGAUAGUUGGUAGACAGAUGUAUUCUCUGGCUGUGCUUGUAAUAAGGACAGCUGAGUCAUGGGAGACUCUUGAGUUUGUCCCACAGAUGAGAGACAACUUGGUCUUACAGGUGGUUCCUGAGGCCAUAUUUUAGGGUAGAAUUUGUCCUUGUCAUACAGUACAUGGCAUGACUCAGCUGGAAAGUUUGGUUUUAGCAAAGCUGUUUGUAAGCACUUAGACUUUAAUUUUUAUUCCUCUCCAUUGACAUCUGGAGGCCUUUUUAUCACUUGGUGUUCUUUCCCACCUGCUGCUUUAUUAAGAGAUCUUUGUUUUCAGGAAUGGAUUUACAUCAUUUCCACAGAGGGAAGAGUGGGCUGUGGUACGUGCAAUGGCAGUUGUUGCAAAGGAAGCUCUGUGUGUCCCAGGACCCUUUGUUAACUAUGCCCACCCUCCAGAGCUGCCUGGGAAGUGACCUAUCUAAAGAGCAGGGAAUACAUUAGUUCUUUUUCCUUAAUUACUGUGGAACUUGCAGCUCUUGUCUCCUCCGCUAAAAUAGUUUUGCUGACUUCUGAAUAUCCUAGCUCCAUUUCAGAUAAGGCAUGCAAGCUCUUAAACUUCCAAGAGUAAAGUGAAAGUGUUUUCCUACAGCCAGUAUCCAUUUUGUGCCUUCAACCUGGGCUCCUUAGCUGGGACAGGUGUGGCAUGUUCCUUAGAGCAUAUGUGUUGGCAUUAGCUGCUGGUCUUGACUUGCAAGUUCUUUCCCUACAAGUAGAGUAAGGAUGUUUGUUCUCUCAGGAUAGUCUCUGCCAAUGAUUUCUAAAAUGCCUGUGUUCCCUGAGCUCUGGUUUUGUGCUGAGCUAUCCUAGGAAACUUCCAACACCCUUUUGCACUCCCUGAAGCUGGACUGUAGGUUUGAAAUGUGCUUCUGUUAACCUACCUUUCAUUCAAAGGAUUUGUGCUUGUGGGCAGUUACAAAUCACAGAAAUCCUGUUCUGAUGGGAUUUCAAAUGACUCUAACGUGGAAUUAGCAAUCCCAUACUGUCAGAACACUUGUCAAGAAUGCCCUAUGUCUCUCCAUGACAAAUCUUUUUCCUUUUGCUCAUGUUGAGUGAUUGUGUGUGAAAGGUUCCUUCUCUUCUUGCACAUGAAUAGGGCUCCUUAGAUUGUUUACCUUGAGCUGGUCAUGUUCUGUUUUAUUUCUAUACACAAACUGCAGCAGUAUAUUUUGCUUCAGGAUGUCUUGUCAUUGCUACUGAGACUUGGAGUUAGGCAAUCCAGUCAAGACAACUGUCUGAAAAAUGUUGUCAAGGUUUGUCAGAGCACCAGCUGUGCUUCCCCAUGAGAAGGCUGCUAGCCUUCAGCCUGCUGUCAGCACUGUCUGCUCUGCCUGUGCAUCUAUCUUAUUCAAACGUUUCAGAUGGAAAACACACCCAUUUCACUCUGUCAGUAAAGAAGUUUUAAACGAGGACAGUGGGUGACCCUGUCAGCUGCUUUAAAGGGAAAUCUCAGUGUGCAGUCACUGUUAUGUAGCCUGCAGAAAGGGAAUUGCAAGUUCAUCUGACUUGGAGAUGCAGCAUUUCUCUUCUGCUAAGGACUGAUGCAGAGGGGCUUGUGUUGAAUCAGUCUUGUUCUCACACUUUGAUCACUUAAUUCCUCUCUUACAACACACUAACUGCUUCUACUCUGGCUCUGGUUGCUUAGUAAUUUACCAAGAAAUGUACUUCUAACAUAGGUGCCUGUAACCUUUUACUCAGAGCAACACUAAAGGAAUAGCAACCAAGAACUGGAUUAGUAUUGAUGGCAAAAGUUAGGAGGUAGUAUGGGACAUUCUCCCCUGGAGGUUUCCUGUGCGGUGUUAAUUUUGUGGUUUUGAAUUGUUAACUUACUGUGAGCCAUUCCGAUGGUAGCAACUUACCUUUCCGUUUGUUUUUUUGCACUGUUUUUUGUUAUGAAAUGAUGUAAGCUAAUUCCACGGUGUAUAUAAAUUGUAUUUUUUUUAAAUUUGUAUGAAUAUAUUUUUAUUUGAACUAUGGCACUUGGGAAGUAUUCAUGUAACCAUAACAUGUCUGAGAGUAAAAUGUUUGUGUGUCUCCUUCAGCACUUUCAAGGCCUUUUGAUGUUUCUAGUGUUGUCCUAUUUUUUGCCCUUUACUACAAUAAAACUAGUAGAACCUGGCAAUAUCCAAGAACAUGGUUUGAGGUAGAUGAGUGGUUGCUGUUUGUGACCUGUCUGGAUCUAACAGUUUGUGGGCAAAGAUAGGUGUAAUUCUUUAGGUUGUGACCACUCUAGUCCCAUGUUCUCUUCCAACAGCUGUUUAAAAGGAGGGAAUUACCAAAUUACCAGAUGGUAAUAAGGAGCUGAGUUAUGCACAUUGUGCUAGAGGCAACUGCUGCUUUUCUUACCCAAGAACUCUUUGCUUUCUACUUUCCUCCCAGUAAGUUAAUGAAAGACAUUUAGAGUGCAGUGUUGUAUCUCUUGUUUUACGGGUAACGUCUCCAGGAUCUGAAAAAUAUUAAUUUCAUCUUCAGUUUUUAUUUUGUUUGUGGAUAUCUUUCCUGCUUUAUCAUGCUGUUUACCUUACAGAAAAAAACUUGUGACAAUUUUUGAUCUUUUGUCAUGUGCUUACAGGCCAAAAAUGUGAGGAAGUACAGAGCAGUGUAGAAAUAUCAGACCCAAAAGCUCCAUGAUUGUGCUGCUUUUCUGGAUUAGGUAGCUGUGUUGUACAGGAUGCACAUAGCAGCUUUCUGAUGCACUCUAAUAUGAAGUUACCCAGAAGCUUGUCUGGCUCCUGCCCUCAGUCUCUCGCUUGGUGUGUAUGUAAUGACAAGGAGAGCUUGAAAUAGAUAAAAGCACCUGUUGAGCAGGGAUGGUGGAAAAUCUGUGUUUGGGAGCUAAAUAAGAAUUCCCAUGGUGGUCUUAAUUAAGCUGUGUUCCUGGCAAGGAAUCAGGGUAGAAGAGAGUCAUCAGGAGGAAAGAGCAGGGGAAACUGUGCUUCAGCUCUGCUACUGCCUUCAGUCACAAGUGCAGUAAUGUAGGAGAGAAUGAGAGAAACAUUUUCUUCCUAAAAUUGAGGUACAUCAGCUGCCACUUCAGCAUAACAGUAAAGGAGGAAACAGGCCAUGUCUUUUGUCUACUUUCUCACCUCCUGCCCCCAAAAAAGAGGGAUGGGAGAGGUGUGUCUGUCCACACUUACAGACACAGCUUGACAGUUUGGUGUAAUGGCAACUUCCUUGCAGCCAAACGUAUUGAAGCAGUCAGCUGGACUGAUGCAGAUACCAGGCACUUCGUUAGAGCUUUAGGGCUGCUUUGGGUGUCAAGAUUAUAUGCAAGGUGAUUUCUAUUCCAGAGAAUAAAAGCCCGAAGAAGGAGGAAUCGAAACCAGUUACAAGUGGUUUGUCUUGUACUUUAUCAUGGGUGACAAAGGUGGUUACUAGAAAAGCUGUGUAAUUUAUGCUUAAAGCAAUCAACUUCAUGUUUAGAUUAAAAUCCUGUUCUACCAAAGUUUAUAGACUCAUUAAAUCCAAUCAUGUUUCAUGAUCCCCAUACCUGUAAACUGUGUAUGUAGCAGAAGAAUUUAGUGGUGGUCAGUGAGGUUGGUUUUUUAAAAAUUUUUGCUUUGCUGGCAGGGUACAAGCUGCUUACUUUAGCAUGUGUGCAUACACAUACAGGUGUGUAUCAUGCAGCACUCACAGGAAGAAACAGAGGAUGGCUGCCCGGAGCUGUGGCUGCACUUGUGUGCAAGAUGAGAGAAUGAAGCUGUUCUUCUUGUCCAGGGUGCUGAAGCGCUUUUCAGCCGCAGUGGGUUACACUCAGCCUCUUCAGCAUUCACUAUAGCUUUUUUCAGAUGCAGUGUGUGAAAAACCUUAUUCACAGCUGGAAUGAGAUGGCAAGUGAGUUCCACCACUGUCUGGGAAGUGAAGGGGUAUCAGUUUGUGAGGUUUAGAGGUUGAGAUCACUUUUUAAAAGCAAUCACGAUGUCCCUUUCUCCAGGCUGUUACAAAACUGCAGAAAUAUAAGCACA